Messenger RNA from Dichomitus squalens LYAD-421 SS1, 384 nucleotides. RefSeq lists its product as uncharacterized. The record is from RefSeq and is a predicted model, not a curated record. The transcript has 4 exons. The annotation marks the transcript as partial. Lineage: Eukaryota; Fungi; Basidiomycota; Agaricomycetes; Polyporales; Polyporaceae.
GUGUCUAUGGACUGGACCGUUGGAUGGUAUCCAAGAUUGGACCACAUGGAAGAAGUGCGCGAGGAGACGGCGUUAUCACCACUUAAGACAAGCUAUGGGUCAUCCACACUCGCUACGCCCUUCGGAUGCAUCUGCUUCACUGAGACUGCUCCGAGCAAAGAACGACACACGCCCGGCGACGGCAUGAGCAAGGAGUGGCACAAUCUGGAGAUCCAACAUGAGGUGGAUCAAGUGGUGAGAGGAGACGUGGAUUCCUGCGAACCGCGAGGCGGAAACGUGCCACCACUUGAAUCGGACCAAGUCGGAAAGGACCAGAAGUCAGGGGUGCGCGACUAUGCCGACCAAGCACGUCGCACGAUAAGCGCAUCGCGAAACGAGUGCUGA